Messenger RNA from Dovyalis caffra, 2997 nucleotides. NCBI's taxonomy places the organism in Eukaryota, Viridiplantae, Streptophyta, Magnoliopsida, Malpighiales, Salicaceae. The record is from the annotation of a GenBank genome assembly.
AUGCUAACCCAAAACAUUGUCGCGCCUCCUUCCAUAUUGCCAGUUUUUUCAUUUGAAUCAUCUAAAUAUCAAUUGAAUCAUCUCAAUUAUAGACUUGCAAAUCCGGGCAGCAGAAAGCUUAAGGUUUCGAGACUCAGGGCUAACUUUUGGGACUCCAUAAGAUCUGGGUUCUUGAAGGACAACUCAACACAAGUUGUUGAAUCACCUUCUACACUCCACGAAGAGGAAGAACCACAGCCUGAAGAGUUUGUUCUUGUGGAAAAGACUGAAGAAGACGGAGCGAUUGAGCAAAUAAUAUUCUCUUCUGGCGGAGAUGUUGAUAUUUAUGAUCUGCAGACCCUAUGUGAUAAGAAAACACCUGGAUCAGAGGGGAAUGACCAAAAGAAGCUAAUUGGCAUGGCUCGUGCUACAUCUGAUCACGCCUUCAAUGCUACAAUUUGGGAUGUUCUGGUUGAUCCUAGCUAUCAGGGCCAAGGCUUUGGUAAGACACUUGUUGAAAAGCUUAUUAGAGCUCUUCUACAAAGGGAUAUUGGCAACAUAACACUGUUUGCAGAUAGUCAAGUCGUAGACUUCUAUCAGAAUUUGGGUUUUGAACCUGAUCCUGAGGGCAUUAAAGAUGGCGAGGCUAAGAUUCUGUCUAUUUGCAGUCCUAGUUGCUUUGCUACAAUGUUGCUUUAUUCUGCUUUCUUCAGCACAGAAAACUCAUCCAUCGGAAGUGCUUUGCUAGCAGUCCGUCGUAAGCUCAGGGACAGUCAAAAGAAUCUUUAUGGCUGGAAAAAGGGUGAUCCUUGUGUAUCGAAAUGGACAGGAGUAAUCUGCACCUUGGAUCAAAAUGAUGGUUACCUUCAUGUCCAAGAAUUGCGUAUGCUUCGUUUGAAUCUCUCGGGAACCUUAGCUCCUGAAUUUGGUCUUUUAUCAUAUACAAAAAGAUUGAAUUUUAUGUGGAAUAAUAUAAGUGGUAGCAUACCAAAAGAGAUAGGGAAAAUGACUUCCUUGCAGCUCCUGCUUUUGAGUGGAAACCAAAUAUCAGGUCCUUUACCAGAUGAGCUUGGUAAUCUUCCUAACAUAACCAAAUUUCAGCUGGAUCUAAAUCAAAUAUCAGGACCACUGCCGAGAUCAUUUGCAAACUUGAGCAAUGUCAAGCACUUUCAUAUGAACAACAACUCAAUCAGUGGUCAGAUUCCACCAGAACUUGGAGCAUUACCUAAACUCAUACACUUCCUGUUGGAUAAUAACAACUUGUCAGGCUAUCUUCCACAAGAGCUUUCAAAUAUGCCAAAGCUGACGGUUUUCCAACUUGAUAACAACAACUUCAAUGGAACAGAGAUCCCAGCUUCUUAUGGCAACAUGUCCAAACUGUUGAAAAUGAGUCUUAGGAACUGCAACUUGCAAGGAUUUGUUCCCGAUCUGAGCGACAUACCAGGCCUUCUCUACUUGGAUCUGAGCUCAAAUAAAUUAACUGGAAGCAUCCCAACAAAUAAGCUUUCUGAUAAUAUCACAACUAUGUUACUUAAGAACAACAAGCUGAGUGGUGAUGUUCCCACUAACAUUUGGCAGAAUUUGACUCUUGGUUCAGCUGCAAGACUUAUCUUGGAUUUCCGGAACAAUUCACUUUCAAAUAUUUCAGGCAUCAUAAAUCCUCCUGCAAACAUUAGCGUCAGGCUUCGAGGCAAUCCUGUUUGUCAAAGAGCAAAUGAGCUAAACAUAGUCCAGUUCUGUGGAGGCCAGACCAGAGAUACCGAGGCUCCUGGAAGCUCGAAUAACUCAACUGAAGACUGCAAAGCUCAAUCUUGUCCCACUGAUGAUAAUUUUGAAUACGUUCCAGAAUCUCCUGUUAGCUGCUUCUGUGCUGCACCUCUUGGAAUUGGACUACGCUUGAGAAGUCCCAGUAUAUCAGAUUUUCGACCAUAUAUUUUCCAAUUUGAGCUUUGGAUAACCUCCAAUCUUGAUUUGAAUCGUUACCAACUAGUGAUCGAUUCAUUCAUAUGGCAAGAAGGUCCACGGUUAAGGAUGUAUUUAAAAAUCUUUCCUUCUUAUAGUAAUGUUACUUCAAAAUUCAGCACAAGUGAGAUUCUACAGCUCACAGACCAGUUUGCUACAUUUUCCAUUCCUGGCGACGAUACAUUUGGCCCAUAUGAUUUACUCAAUUUCACGCUCCUUGGACCUUAUGCAAAUGCUUCGAAACUUCCAAUUAAAACUGAAAGUGUGAAAGAGUUCAGUUUUCUGGAACUUGAGAUGGCAACAAACGGUUUUAAUAUCGGCACUAAAAUUGGGGAAGGAGGCUAUGGAAAGGUCUAUAAAGGCAUCUUAGCUGAUGGUACAAUAGUGGCCAUCAAGCGUGCACAUGAAUGCUCCUUGCAGGGUCAGAAAGAGUUCUUCACUGAAAUAGAACUAUUGUCACGCUUGCAUCAUCGCAACUUGGUGUCAUUGGUUGGGUAUUGUGAUGAACAAGGCGAGCAGAUGCUAGUGUAUGAAUUCAUGCCUAAUGGUUCCCUUGGAAACCUCCUCUCUGGUAAAUUCAAAAGACCUGCGAGUUUUUCUAUGAGGAUGAAUAUUGCUUUGGGUUCAGCCAGGGAUUUUGGAAUCUCAAAGCUUGCACCAGUGCAAGAUUGUGAAGGAGUUGCAUCUCAUAUAUCCACAAUUGUGAAAGGCACACCGGUUAAUGCAGCGUGUCAAUCUGGGAUAAUGUUCUCCAUCGUAGACCCAAAAAUGGGUCCUUAUCCCUCUGAUUGUGUCAAGAAAUUCAUGGACUUGGCCCUCAAGUGCUGUCAAGAUGAGCCCGAGGAAAGACCAUCAAUGUUGGAAGUGGUUCGCGAAUUGGAGAACAUAUCCUUUAUGCUGCAAGCAUCUGGUCCCAUUUCAUCAGAGUUUGAGCCUUCUGGAAUGUCAGGGGUAGAAUCGCCAGCUCUCUAUACCACAGAGAAACCUUCUGCGUCCUCUGGUUUCCUUGGAAGUGAUCUAGUCAGUGGUGUCUUUCCUGUCAUCAGGCCUCGCUGA